AUGAGAACAGUAGGAGAGGAAGUGCUGGGUAAAACGUCGGGGAAAGUGAAGACUGGAAAGGAGACGUGGUGGUGGUGUGAAGAAGUACAGAGGCGCAUUCGAGAGAAGAAGGAAGCGAGGAAGAGAAGUUUUGAGGGCCAAUCAGAAGAGAAUAGAGCCAAGUACAAAACAGCAAAAAGGGAAGCAAAGAGAGCAGUAGCAGUGGCGAAGGCAAGAGCGUACGACCAGCUCUAUAAAGACCUGGAUACCGGUGAAGGCAUGAAGAAGGUCCUGAAGAUGGCAAAGCAAAGGGAUAAGAGCUCAAAGGACAUCUAUCAGGCGAAGUUGAUAAAGAGUGAGGAGGGAAAUGUGCUGGUAAAGGACAAAGAGAUCCUGGAAAGGUGGCAGACGUAUUUCAUGGAACUCUUGAAUGAAGAAAACACUAGGGAAGCACGGGAGGAGGAACAAGCAGAGAACCCAGAAGUGGUGGAGGCCAUCAUAGAAGUCGAGGUAAAGAGAGCGCUCAAGAAGAUGCAAAACGGGAAGGCGCGAGAAAUAGAAUACAGGAAAACAGUUGUAGGCAUUUUCUCAGCAUUUUUGGGCCAAGUGGUGCUAUGCAUGCAAGCUUGGAUUGUCGUGGUCUGCCUCGACUCCGCGGGGAAUAGUUCCGGAGUGGAAGCUUUUAAGGACCCUUUUACAACUCCCCAAAGGAUCUAA
Molecule: messenger RNA, 696 nt
Organism: Penaeus indicus
Lineage: Eukaryota; Metazoa; Arthropoda; Malacostraca; Decapoda; Penaeidae
Exons: 2
Coding region: 1-696 (231 amino acids)
Source: RefSeq, a predicted model, not a curated record